CACUGUAUUAUAUUUUCUUAUAUUCGGGUUCAGUUGUUGCAUUUGCAUGUGUUGUUUACUGCUCAGUACAGACUGUAAUAACGUAUACUGCAAAACUGUAUGCUGAAAAAAGCCGACGUGCAAUUUUCUGGUUAACCGCGUGGGAAUCUAGCUCUCCGCGUGAGUUACUAGCUCUUGUGUGCUGCUAGCUUUAGCUGCUAGCUAAGGUUGAGUGGAAACACAUCCGACACGAGGAGAUAGAAAAUGCCACCAAAAGGAAAGGGUGGCAAAGGUGCUAAAGGGGCUGCUGCUUCAGGCAGUGGGGACAGUGAUAAGAAGGAGAAGGCUCAGAAAGGAGGUACAGCAGUAAAGGUUCGGCAUAUUCUGUGUGAAAAGCAUGGCAAGUGUAUGGAAGCGAUGGAGAAACUCAAAUCUGGUAUGCGCUUCAGUGAGGUGGCAGCACAAUACAGUGAGGACAAAGCCAGACAAGGAGGUGACCUUGGCUGGAUGACAAGAGGAUCAAUGGUGGGACCAUUUCAGGAUGCAGCGUUUGCACUACCCAUCAGCACUAUGGACAAACCUGUAUACACGGAUCCUCCCGUGAAAACAAAGUUUGGCUACCACAUCAUCAUGGUUGAAGGCAAAAAGUGAUCCCUCUUAAAUGGACUUGGAGCUUGUGGUACAAUCCGCAGCAUUUACGAACAUAGCAACAAUGCAUUGUGCAGUUAUUGGACUCUGGAGUUUUUAUAUCACCAUGUAAAUAUGAGCUAAUAAAAACUGAUCUUAAUGAGCAAA
Molecule: messenger RNA, 774 nt
Organism: Ctenopharyngodon idella (grass carp)
Lineage: Eukaryota; Metazoa; Chordata; Actinopteri; Cypriniformes; Xenocyprididae
Gene: pin4
Product: protein (peptidylprolyl cis/trans isomerase) NIMA-interacting, 4 (parvulin)
Exons: 4
Coding region: 244-630 (128 amino acids)
Biological process (GO): rRNA processing
Molecular function (GO): peptidyl-prolyl cis-trans isomerase activity; DNA binding
Source: RefSeq, a predicted model, not a curated record